This is a messenger RNA of Scomber scombrus (Atlantic mackerel), 2675 nucleotides long. RefSeq names its product SH3-domain GRB2-like endophilin B1a (gene sh3glb1a). Bases 105 to 1196 code for a protein of 363 amino acids. Gene Ontology annotation, cellular component: cytoplasm; membrane. Lineage: Eukaryota; Metazoa; Chordata; Actinopteri; Scombriformes; Scombridae. Gene Ontology annotation, molecular function: protein binding. Gene Ontology annotation, biological process: membrane organization. The transcript is spliced from 9 exons. The record is from RefSeq and is a predicted model, not a curated record.
CCGACAAAAAAAAAGUUGCUUCAAUGACAUUUUCUACAGAGAUGGCAGUUUGACUGUAAAACGAGCCAGUUGUAGUAUUAAGAGUUUAUUACCCCGGCGGUGUCAUGGAUUUUAAUGUGAAGCGGUUAGCCGCAGACGCUGGUACCUUCCUGAGUCGUGCCGUACAAUUUACAGAGGAGAAACUUGGCCAGGCUGAAAAGACAGAGUUGGAUGCCCAUUUGGAGAACCUUUUGGUCAGAGCUGAGAACACCAAGCAAUGGACAGAGAGGAUCAUGAAGCAGACAGAAGUCUUAUUACAGCCCAACCCAAAUGUCCGACUAGAAGAAUUUGUGUAUGAGAAAUUGGAGAAGAAAGCCCCAACGCGAAUGAACAACCAUGAGCUGUUGGGCCAGUCCAUGAUCGAGUCAGGAAAUGAAUUUGGUCCUGGAACCGCUUACGGAAAUGCUCUGAUUAAAUGUGGCGAGACAGAGAAGCAGAUUGGUGGGGCAGAGCGGGAGUUCAUUCACAGUUCGGCCAUCAACUUCCUGACACCUUUCAGGAACUUUCUAGAGGGUGACUUCAAAACCAUCCUGAAAGAACGGAAGCUACUGCAGGUCAAACGCUUGGAUCUGGAUGCUGCCAAAACCAGGCUAAAGAAAGCCAGGAUGGCUGAUGCAAGAGCUGCAGCGGAGCAGGAGCUGAGGAUGACCCAGAGCGAGUUUGACCGGCAGGCAGAGAUCACCCGACUGCUGUUAGAGGGCGUCAGCAGCACCCAUGCACACCACCUACGCUGCUUGAAUGACUUUGUGGAGGCCCAGACCACAUACUACGCACAGUGUUACCAGUACAUGGUGGAUCUCCAAAAGCAGCUCGGCAGUUUCCCCUCGUCAUUCUCCAACAACAACCAGUCGUCGGUGUCGGGCGGGGCCAGCAUCUCAGUCCCCACCAUACCGGUGUCGGCCUCCCUGCCCAACCCGUCUGGCCGCGGCAGCUCAGCCGCAUCGGGUGGCUUCAACGAACUGCGUAGCUCCAGCGGCAGCCGCAAAGCCCGAGUCCUUUACGACUACGACGCCGCCAGCAGCAGCGAACUUUCCCUGCUGGCUGAUGAGGUGAUCACAGUCAGCAGCGUCCCCGGUAUGGAUUCAGACUGGCUGAUGGGCGAGAGAGGCAACCAGAAGGGCAAAGUGCCAAUCACCUACCUGGAGCUACUUAACUGAGACCACACAAACAGCCCCCUCCAGCCCUCUGUAACCAGCUGUGAUCUCAUAUUUAUAUAUUGUGUUGCAGGGACAGGCCUCACUUCUUUCUUUUUUUUUCUCUUCCAUUCAGUCAUUUUACAGUAAGUUUUAUUUGUAUGAAAAGGAGGAGUCUCAGUUUUAGCGGAGACUCGAGCUGGAAUGAAUAAAUUGGAGUGAGGGGAAAGGACACGGACCUAUUCCCUGAUCUGUUUGUAUGCAACUGCAGUACAUUUCUAAAAAAAAAAAAACUUUAAAAAAAACUUGCUUCCAUGCCUUUCGUGUGUUUGAUGCCAUGCAAUCUACAAUAUGUGCCAGAACAUCUCCCAAACUGUAACUUUUGAUAUCAAUUAGGUUUCGUUUACACUAUAUUAUCUCAGAUGGUGACCAUGGCUUUUUAUGUGAGGGUUUUUUUUCCUUCCCUCACUGCUAAUUCAAGUUUUGUUUUUUUUCCAAGUAGUGAUACACAUUUUGUUAUUCCAUAAAAAAAGCACUUCAGUUUGAAAUGGAGAGUGAUGCUGACUAUUUCAAGUCUUAUUUUAUAAUUGAUAAUCUUACAGUGCAGUUACGGUUAUCCUAAAUAUAUAUAGUGUUUUUUUUAACAGUAUGUAUUGUGUUUCAGCUUUAUUCACUCAGAGCCUGUAAAACUCAUUGUUUCAGUACAUUUGAUUGAUGAGUUUUAAAUGUGCUGAUAGCCAAGCAGUUAUUAAAUUCAAUAACCAGGUAUUCAAUUAAGUGCCUAUCACAGUGAAUCGGCCUUUUUUUUAAAAAAACAUUUGCCUUUUUUUGUUGCUACACCAACAGUAUUGAGACCAUCGACUCCGUCUCCUCUUAUUAGUAUUGAAUCCUAAUAUAUCUGUCUAAGUUAUUGAGAAUUGGAAUUUCCACAUUUCUUCAGGAAGUCGUAAACCAGAAGACAGUUGUUAUCAGGUUAAGUUAUUACUGGGUGUGUUCUUCAUAAACACAUCGUUUUUACUUUUUGACAAAACUAAUAUGUUUCAUUAGUUUCCCCUAAACCUAAAAUUCAGCUCCACAUAGAAAUGAAAAAAAAAAAGUCUCAUUACAUUCUGGGAGAUUCAACUAUAUUAUUACACAGCUGCUUUUUGUUUUGUGUAACUGAUAAAAUAGCAUACAACUGUAAAAUAAAUAUACAAUAUGAUGCAUUAAAAAUAAGAAAAUGUCACAUAUCUGUUGAGAUUUCAUUGUAUUUUUUUGCACAUUGCUUUUCAUGAGGAAAAUGUGUCGUCUUUACAUUGAGCUUCAUUUUCUCUUGUUCACCGGUGGAACCAGCAGGUGGCAGAACAGGCAACCAUUUGUGUAUGUACAGUAAGAUACGGUGACUGGUUACGGGGAAAUGAUUUGACUUUUGGAAUCUAUAAUUUGACAGAAUUUGAAUUUCCUUUUUUUAUGUAUGCAAAGUAACAGUUAAAAAAAAAUACCGGAACUAGACAAAGAUCAAAA